UUUAAAUUUAAUACAUUUUCGUUCUCGUGCGUCGUUUUCAUCAGUUGGCGAAAUUUUCACGCGUUUGUGUUAAAAAGUUGUUAGCAGCGCGCAUUUAAUAUCAGUUUCAGGAAACUUUUAAGGAUCGCUUUAGCAUCUGAAAAAUAAACAUCAAAUAAGAAAAAUGGUGGAUAAAAUUGAAAUGAGUUUGGAUGAUAUCAUUAAGUCAACGCGCUCACAGAAAAAACCGCAGGGUGGUCGCGGUGGGCCGGGUGGAGCUCGCCGGCCUGCUGGUCAACAGCGUUUUGGUACUGGAGGACCACGUCGUGGAGGCGGACCGGGAGCCGGCUCCCCACGUAAAGCGGGYCCCGCUAGUGGUGCCGGCGGUGUGCUCAAAGGUCGCCGCGGUGGUGGUGGCGGCGGUAGUGGCGUCAUACAGAAGCCUCGGCUCGCACGGGGUGAUGUAAACAGCGCUUGGAAACAUGAUAUGUACGAUGGUCCAAAACGAAAUAGUAGUGCUGGCAACAGUACAGGGCCAACACGUUUGAUAGUCGGCAAUUUGGACUAUGGAGUUUCAAAUACGGACAUUAAGGAGCUGUUCAACGACUUUGGACCGAUGAAGAAAGCUGCCGUGCACUAUGAUCGGUCAGGUCGCUCGUUGGGCACCGCUGAUGUUAUAUUCGAGCGUCGCUCUGAUGCCCUUAAAGCAAUCAAGCAGUAUCAUGGUGUACCCUUGGACGGUCGUCCCAUGACCAUUCAGCUUGCCGUAUCAGAUGUUGCCGCACUUACACGUCCAGUGCCCUCCGAUGAUGUGAAACGUCGUGUGGGCAACGCCGCAGGAUCGCAAUUUAAACGUGGUGGCGGCCAGGCAGGGGGUGGACCACGUCGUGGUAGUUUCCGACGCCCAGCUGGUGCAAAACCAGCUGCUGGCGGCCAACGUCGCGAGAGGAAAGCUGCUCCAACUGCUGAAGAAYUAGAUGCUGAAUUAGAUUCGUAUAUUAAUGACAUGAAGAUCUAAUUAAAUUUAGUCUGAACACUUAGCCUAAACACACAAUAUUGGACUUAAUAUUAUGGUUYAACAACAAGAACAAUUCAACGAACCGAACUUGUUCGAGAACAGCUUUAGUCAUAAUAUCUUGCAUAAUUUUUCAUUUAAAUUAUUCAUAACGCUGUUUGGGUUCGCGCAUUAAAUGAUUUGUUAAAUAUCUCGAUGUGGCGCCCUUCUAGUUAAUAAUUCAUAAAUACAUACUGAUUGAUGUAUUUAUUCGUAAACUAAUUUUACUUCAUAAAAACACAUUGACACAACGGUCAUAAUAAUUGUAUAAUCAGGUAUAAUAAAUAUUAGAUAUAAUAC
Drosophila arizonae is the source of this 1333-nucleotide messenger RNA. RefSeq names its product RNA and export factor binding protein 1 (gene Ref1). Lineage: Eukaryota; Metazoa; Arthropoda; Insecta; Diptera; Drosophilidae. Gene Ontology annotation, cellular component: nucleus. Gene Ontology annotation, biological process: mRNA export from nucleus. Gene Ontology annotation, molecular function: mRNA binding. The record is from RefSeq and is a predicted model, not a curated record.